Molecule: messenger RNA, 1042 nt
Organism: Paramacrobiotus metropolitanus
Lineage: Eukaryota; Metazoa; Tardigrada; Eutardigrada; Parachela; Macrobiotidae
Product: protein jagunal-like
Exons: 2
Coding region: 310-873 (187 amino acids)
Biological process (GO): vesicle-mediated transport; endoplasmic reticulum organization
Cellular component (GO): endoplasmic reticulum membrane
Source: RefSeq, a predicted model, not a curated record
GCGGCUUGCUAAUAAAAAAUUCCAGACUUUGAUCCCGAUCGGUGACAUACUGCAGAAAUUUGUUAUAAAUUUGUUUUAAUUUUCUGUUCGCUAUUAAGUCUUGCUCACACAGGUCUGAAAGGAGUAAAAAAGUAUUGUAGAUGUGACUGCAAGCUUUUGCCUUUGUUUAUAUUUUGGGAAUUGAACUAGAGUAUAGUAGUUUUUCGUGAAAUUGCAUUUGUGACUUCGUCGUCUUCUUAUCGAUAGCAUACGAAAAGACAAGCGAUUGCUACAUCAGUUUGUUGUAAGGUUUUUCGCUUAUGAAUUGUGAUGGCGUCGAAAGGAUCUCGAGUAAUUGGGACAGAUGGGAGUGAUUUCUCUCAUCGAGAAACCGUUCCUCGUCGAUAUCAAUUAAGCAUUCAGUACAAGGAUAAACUGCGUCGGACGCUUGUGUUUUUCCAUCUUCCGCUCUGGCUGUUGAUGGUGGUGAAGAUGGCUGACGAUGCGCUGGACCGGCUGGACAUUCUCAUACCGGAUUUAGCCGAACUCUCUGUGCCGAAGCCGAUAUUAUGGGAGUACAUUUGGAUGUUGUCCAUUAUUCCGUCCUGCUUCGCCCUGGCGUCGUUGCCGCGAAAUCGCAUCGGUCUGCUCAACUUGUUCAUUUAUGGUAACAUUCUCUUGGGUAUACUGCCGGUGAUCGGUGGGAUUGUUUAUUAUUUCUGGGAACUGGUCGAGUAUGCGCAAGUGCGCCAUACGAAAAAUCUCUUUCUGGAUUUGCCGGUUGUGGUAUUAUGGAAUAUUUUCUUCUUCUUGGCCCUACAAAUCCACUGCUUCAGUUGGCAUUUUGCCCGUCAACUCAUCAGAUCCUGGGAUAAAGGUUUUAAGUCUCGUUGAAAACUCAGUCUGUUGUCGCUCAUGGUUGGGCUCCUUGUUUUGGAAAAAAUGGUUUUAUUUUUCCCUGAUACAAUGUUAUCUGUGUUUGCUGGUUGUGCCUUGCAUUUAAUUUGGACGAAAGUUUAAAAUUGAAGACACUUUACGUGGAAAACUGAGUAACUCGGUAUAA